Molecule: messenger RNA, 1742 nt
Organism: Rhinichthys klamathensis goyatoka
Lineage: Eukaryota; Metazoa; Chordata; Actinopteri; Cypriniformes; Leuciscidae
Gene: tbcb
Product: tubulin folding cofactor B
Exons: 7
Coding region: 229-969 (246 amino acids)
Biological process (GO): post-chaperonin tubulin folding pathway; tubulin complex assembly; cytoplasmic microtubule organization
Cellular component (GO): nucleus; cytoplasm; microtubule plus-end
Molecular function (GO): microtubule plus-end binding; alpha-tubulin binding
Source: RefSeq, a predicted model, not a curated record
CUAGCGGUGUGGUCUGUGACGGAAGAUAUUUUCCUAAUAGCUAAAACAAAGAAGUAUAUAAUAGUGUUUGGGGUUUAAGUUCUGAAUACAGGCGUUAAAAUAUUGGAUCGCGUGUAACUGAUGAUAUCUGAAGCUGACUGAAGCAGUAAAUAAAACGAAGAUCUUGUCACGUGAGUGAGUGCAUCUCGACCACACACACCAGCACCAGACUUUGCUCAGUAACCGAAGAUGGACGGGAGUGUGACAGUCAUCAGCAACCCCACCGUGUCCGUGCGGGUGACCAGCACCGUCAGCUCCUUCGAGAUCAACCGGAGAUUCAACCGCGGCUUAACGAUCGCAGAGUUUAAGAGUAAACUUGAGCUGAUUGUGGGAACCCCGGCUGCCUGUAUGGACCUCGAUCUAUUCAGCACUUCAGACAAGUUCUUACAGAAGCUAGACAACAAUGAAGCCCUGCUCGGCUCCUAUCAUGUGGAUGACGACUGCAGAAUACAUGUGACAGACCGCAGUGGUGCGCAGAGCGGAGAGUUCACUGAUUUGUCGAAGGUGGAGAAAUUCGAGAUCUCUGAUGAUGCAUAUGAAAAAAGGGCAGAUUCGAUACGGAGCUUCAAGAAGAAUAUGAAGUUGGGUCGUUUUAAUGAGGAAAGCAGGGUCAAGCAAGAAGAGUCUCUUGCUAAGAAAGAAGAGGAAGAGAAGGCAGUGGCUGAAGCCAUCGCUGCUGGAAACCGCUGUAAAGUCGAAGUUCCUGGGCAACCCACCAAGAUUGGCACCGUCAUGUUUGUGGGUACGGUAGAUUUCAAGCCAGGCCACUGGGUUGGUGUGAAAUAUGAUGAGCCGCUUGGGAAGCAUGACGGCAGUGUGAACGGGAAACGUUACUUUGAAUGUGAACCAAAAUACGGCGCCUUCGUGAAGCCCCUCUCAGUAACGGUGGGAGACUUCCCUGAAGAGGACUAUGGUUUAGAUGAGAUGUAAGACUCACUUGAUGAGUAGUCAGAAGCAUCUGAAGGAAGAUCCUCUUUCUUCAAGUCGUUUGACUCCAUGCAGUGAGACAUUUCUGCGGUAGAAGGUUUUCUGUCGUCAGUGCAGAUCAUUUUGUUUUAGGCUGGUCUGGAAGAGAUCAGUGAAAAUUCUACUUUAAUUUCCUGCAGGCAAACACAAGAAAUGAUCUUAAAUGCAUCUGUGCCCUGGCGACUGGAAGUAGUAAGGCAAAAGUGAGAACAUCAGUCGAGGUCAGAGUAAAAAAAAUCUAGUUGAGCUCUUAAAGCAUUCACUUGCAUGUGGAUUGUUCAUUAUUGAAUUCCAAAGUUCUGCAGCUAAUUUGAGCCCAGGCUGAAUCAUUUGACUUCAAACGAAACCAACUAACCACAACAGAAAAUGUUCUUCACGUUUUUUUGCAAUUCUGUACAGUCAUUCCUCCUUUUUAUGCAGCCUACUACAUUCUUAAACGUCAACAUGACUGUGUUUAGGGUCCUAGUCCCUCAUUCUCUUAGGCACUUUAGCGAUUAGCUCACAGAUGAAUUGUAUAAUAUAGAAUCCUGUGGCCUCAGUUUUCCAUGGUUCUGUAUUUUCAGUGAAAAUUACUGAAAUGUGAUGAAUUCUUGCCUUUUUUUUUGUGAAAAUUGGCAUGUAAGCUUUUUGAUGCAUGUCAAAUUCACAUUUAACUGAAAAGCCUUGUUUUUAUGGAGUUCUGUGUUUAGCUAAAUCUGUGUUUCAAAUAAAUCAAUACCAAUUUUGGACAACCUGCA